Ochotona princeps (American pika) is the source of this 909-nucleotide messenger RNA. RefSeq names its product putative vomeronasal receptor-like protein 4. Gene Ontology annotation, cellular component: membrane. Gene Ontology annotation, molecular function: pheromone receptor activity. The transcript has a single exon. The record is from RefSeq and is a predicted model, not a curated record. NCBI's taxonomy places the organism in Eukaryota, Metazoa, Chordata, Mammalia, Lagomorpha, Ochotonidae. The coding region runs from base 1 to 909 and encodes 302 amino acids. Gene Ontology annotation, biological process: G protein-coupled receptor signaling pathway.
AUGAGCAAAAUCUCUGUUUAUGUCAUCAUUAAAAACAUGUAUUUUUUGCAAUCUGGCAUUGGAAUCUUAGCCAAUGUCUCCCUCCUCUUCUUCCACGUCUUCACAAUCCAUCUGGUUCAUAGGCCAAGGCCCACUGAUAUAAUGACCUGUCACCUGGCUUUUGUUCACAUAGUUAUGCUUCUUACUACACUUGACAUUUUAUCUGAAGACAUGUUCAGGUUGCUGAAUUUUUCAAAUGAAUUCAAAUGUAAGCUUGUGCUUUACAUGAGUAGAGUGUCCAGGGAUCUCUCCAUCUCCACCACCUGUCUCCUGACCAUUGUUCAGGUCAUCACCAUCAGUCCCAGCUCCUUCUACUUGUCACGAUUUAAACGUAAACUCACAAAACAUGUUGCCAUUGCUUUCUUCUGUAUUUGGUCCCUCAACCUGUCUUCCAACAGCAACAUGAUCAUCUACACUGUAGCUCAUUCCAACAGGACCAAUUUAUUCAAUGUCAGUAAGCACUGUUCACGCUCCUCAAUGAACUCCAUCAUCAUGGCACUAUAUUUCCUGCUUGUGUUGUCCCAGAAUGUCUUCUUUGUAGGAAUGAUGCUGCUCUCCAGCAUGUACAUGGUGAUUUUCUUAUAUAGCCAUCAGAGGAAGUCUGCGUACCUUCACAGUAUCAGUAUUUCCCUAAGAAUUUCCCCAGCAAAACGGGCCACCCGUACGGUCCUACUGCUUGUAAGUUUCUUUGUGGUCAUGUACUGUGUGGAUAUCGUCAUAUCAUUCUUGUCAUCCAUAUUGUGGAGAUAUGAACCACUUGUUCUGUAUGUCCAGACACUGGUGGGAAAUGCUUAUGCCACUGUCAGUCCACUGGUGCUCAUUAGUUCAGAUAAAAGUGUAAUUGGAAUCCUGCAGAAAAUGUUGUUAUAA